Molecule: messenger RNA, 2362 nt
Organism: Oncorhynchus tshawytscha (Chinook salmon)
Lineage: Eukaryota; Metazoa; Chordata; Actinopteri; Salmoniformes; Salmonidae
Product: C-C chemokine receptor type 9-like
Exons: 3
Coding region: 117-1223 (368 amino acids)
Biological process (GO): chemotaxis; immune response; G protein-coupled receptor signaling pathway
Cellular component (GO): membrane
Molecular function (GO): chemokine receptor activity
Source: RefSeq, a predicted model, not a curated record
UCUGGAGAGCAAACAGUUGCCAGACAGUUCUCUAAAGCAACUCCAUGAUAAGGAAGCAACCAACAAGCAUCUUGAAUUUAAGCGCCUGUUUGACAUCUCACUAGCAGAGGACAACUAUGCCAGUUAUAGGUGACAUGGUUACUUCACCAAUGGAUUCAGAGGUGUACGACUACGACUCCAGCUUCACCCCUACGGUUGGUGAGGAUGGUCUGGAUGACUUUAUGUGUGACAAAUCUGCCGUUAGGGCUUUCAGAGGCCAGUAUGAACCGCCUCUCUACUGGUCCAUCGUCAUCCUGGGAGGCCUGGGUAACCUGACCGUGGUGUGGAUCUACCUGCACUUCCGCCAGCGUCUCAAGACCAUGACCGAUGUCUACCUGUUGAACCUAGCUGUGGCCGACCUCUUCUUCUUGGGCACUCUACCCUUAUGGGCCGUGGAGGCCAACCAGGGAUGGAGCUUCGGCUUGGGCCUCUGCAAGGUCACCUCUGCCUUCUACAAGAUCAACUUCUUCAGCAGCAUGAUGCUGCUCACCUGCAUCAGUGUCGAUCGCUAUGUGGUCAUCGUCCAGACCACCAUGGCCCAGAAUUCCAAGAGACAGCGGCUGAGCUGCAGCAAGUUUGUGUGCGCCUGCGUCUGGCUCCUGGCCGUGUUGUUGGCCCUGCCCGAGUUCAUGUUCGCCAACGUCAAGGAGCUGGAUGGCCGGUUCUACUGCACCAUGGUCUACUGGAGUAACCAGAACAACCGCACCAAGAUCUUGGUCCUGGGGCUUCAGAUCUGCAUGGGCUUCUGCCUGCCCCUCCUGGUGAUGGUGUUCUGCUACGCCGGCAUCAUCCGCACCCUGCUCAAAACCCGCAACUUCAAGAAGCACAAGGCGCUGCGCGUGAUCAUGGUGGUGGUGGCUGUGUUUGUCCUCUCCCAGUUGCCAUAUAACAGCGUGCUGGUGGUGGAGGCCACCAAGGCGGUCAACAGCACCGGAAUGGACUGCGAUGCGGAAAAGCGUUUCGACGUGGCCGGCCAGGUACUGAAGAGCCUGGCCUACAUGCAUGCCUGCCUCAAUCCCUUCCUGUAUGUAUUUGUGGGCGAACGUUUCCGCAGAGACGUCCUCAAGCUUAUCCGCAUCUACCACUGCUGGCCGGCCCAGGGGAUACUCAGCAAGAUCCAGGGAGGACCUGGUCGCUCAUCGGUCAUGUCCGACACGGACACCACACAGGCACUCUCGCUUUGAAGGCACAGUCAUAGUACAACCUUUUGCGUGCGACCAGAAGUCCCUCAUAACAAUCGAGGGGCUGUGCAACCACGCUCUGUUCCACAAUGCCAUGUCUGGUAACGGAAAGGUCUGGUAACGGAAAGACAAACCAAUAUGGCUAACAGUCCCAGUGAGAGAGGUUGUACUGUCGUCGUCUCCGACAUGGGGAGAAGAGGUCCCUUUCUGAGAGCUGGAGAAACUCUUGGCUCUUGUGUACGUUGCUGAAAGCAUGGGUCAUGAUAGGACUCUUCUUUGGCUGGUCUAAAGACCUUCUCAGUUUUAGCUGAUGACCACAAAGGAUGGACAGUUGAAGUCUGGUUGAGGGUUUGUGUUGGACAAUUCCAGUGAUGGGAAAAGAGCUAACCAUGACAGCAUUGGGCCUGUACUGGUACAAUGCAUUUUCAUUGGUCUUUAUGGCUCUGUAAAGUCAGCCAGGCUGUUUUGUGCCUUGUUAUUGUUGCAUUUGUUUAGAAAGUAUAGAGAUGGGAAAGAGAGAACACAUCUUUUCUUUACAAUGAUGGUUUCUGUGACAGAAUCACCAUUGUGGGCUAUCUCCAUUGUGGGCAAGUGCGCCCUCUAUCCAUCUCUAUAUUAUAAAGUUAAUUGGCAAUAUUAACUAAUAUUGAUAUUAGUUCAUCAAUCUCUUUGGUCAGACCGUAUCAAUGAGCUGAUCAAUUAUUUGAGACACUUUCUAAGUAGGAAAGCCCUUAUUUGUGACGAGUAUGUUUAGCUUUCACAGUGCGAGUGAACAAGUGUCAUAAACAAAAAAGUUGUAUAAAAUAUCUUUGAUCGUUAAAGACUGUAAAUAAACAAUGCAUUAAAAAAAUAUAUAUAUAUUUUUAGGUCACUGUUAUUGAAUUUUCCAAAUUUGGUAACGAUUUACUUUGACUACAUAUCCAUGUUUUAAAUUGUGUAUAAUUGUAUUUUCUGUAUUGAUCCCAGGACACAUUUGCAAAUGAGACUUAGGUCUUAAUGUGUUUUUCCUUAGUUCUCUUGUGAGGAGGAUCUCCAAGAUCCUCUUGUGACAGGGAGGAGACUGUGCGCCAUGCCUUCUGGGACUGUGCCUUUGCCGGACUAGUCUGGGCUAGGGCACGGGUGAUGCUAGGUGUGGUUAGGAG